AUGGCAGCUGCCGCAGGCAUGUGAAAUGCCGUCAUCCGACGACAAUUCCCGUCCCUAUAUCGGCCAGCUGGCCAGUGCAUCAAGCCCCCACCACUCAGGAGGCGGGCGACGCUGUUCGGUCGCCUGGUUAAUCCGGUAAUCAGUUGGGUUAGUGGAUUCCAAACUUCCAGCGCAUACUCAAGGUGGAUUGGCGUCACAGCAAGCUCUCCAGCGCUUGGCCACCUUUGCUGCGCAUCCCUUCAACAUUUUUGCUUUGUCUUCACACCGCACCGUCAAACGCACCAUGGCCAAACAAUAAGCCACCCUCGCCCCGUAUGCUAGAGAACCACCAUUGAUCUCCUCUGACACCUGCUGCGCUUUUGAUUCUUUUUGCCUGUAUUCUUUUCUGCUUCUCGAGCUACGUCACAACCGACACGUCCAUCAUGAACGGCCACUUUGCGGCCAUCGGCAAUGGGCCGACGGCCAAGCAAUACGACCAUGGCAUCCAGGUUAUCGACGAAGACAAGUCUUUUAACACAAACCUCAAUGAUUACCUUACCGAAACCCACGUCGCUGAGUCUGGCUUCAACUACCACUUGAUCUCUGUCUUCGGAUCGCAAUCAACGGGCAAGUCGACCCUGCUCAACCACCUCUUUGGCACCCAGUUCAGUGUCAUGUCCGAGACGGAGCGACGCCAGACGACCAAGGGAAUAUGGCUGUCCAAGAACAAAAGGGACAGCGCAAACGGCUCGCCCAUGGCCGACAACAUCCUCGUCAUGGAUGUUGAGGGCACUGACGGUCGCGAGCGUGGUGAGGAUCAAGACUUUGAGCGCAAGAGCGCCCUGUUCGCCCUGGCCACCAGCGAGGUUUUGAUUGUCAACAUCUGGGAGCACCAAGUUGGCCUGUACCAAGGCGCAAACAUGGGCCUGCUCAAGACCGUUUUCGAGGUCAACUUGCAGCUGUUCUUGAAGGAUAGACAGUCCCAAACACGGUCCCUCCUAUUCUUCGUUAUCCGCGAUUUCGUCGGCAACACCCCCCUCGAGAAUCUGCGCACGACCCUGAUUACGGACUUGUCAAAGAUAUGGUCUUCCAUCUCCAAACCACAGGGCCUCGAAGACUCCAAGAUUGAAGACUAUUUUGAUUUUGCCUUUUCCGCCCUACCACACAAGAUUUACCAACCUGAAAAGUUCCUCGCCGAAGUAGACAGACUCGGCGCUCGAUUUACCACUGGCCAUCGCUCGACCAAGGACCAAGAAUUCGUCGGAGGCGUUUUCCUGCCAGAAUAUCACAGGAGAAUACCCGCCGAUGGCCUGUCAGUUUAUGCUGGAGGCGUCUGGGAUCAGAUUGUUAACAACAAAGAUCUCGAUUUGCCAACACAGCAAGAACUUCUUGCGCAGUUUAGGUGUGACGAGAUCGCCCGCGAGGUACUGGUCGGCUUCGACACUGUUAUCGCGCCUCUGGAGGAGCAGCAAGUGGAAGCAAUUCGUCUCGGCAAGCCUGCAGCGGUACUGGCGGAUCUCGGAGCUCAAGGCGCCGGAGCCCGCGAGAAGUGCAUCAAGGCCUUCGAGACACAGGCCAGCCGUUACCACAAAGGUGUAUACACGAUGAAGCGGGGCGAGCUCGAGAGCAAGAUAGAUACUAGGCUCAAAGCUCUGUACCAGGCUCAGCUGACAGCUGCUCAUAAGGCCGGCGUGGCUGCCUUUAGUGAGGCCGUGUCAGGCGCGGUCAAGGCAGGGCAAAAGGCGGGCGGAUCGUAUGAGUUCGCUGAGAUUGUGGCGAAGCAAAAGGCCAAGACGCUGCAAAUCUUCAAGACAGAGGCCAAGAGCCUGUCGAUUCCGGGAGUGGCCUGGUCGAACUUCAAGCCCCAGUAUAAGCUCUUUGAGAAGGAGCUCGAUGAGGUCAGCGCGCGGUUGCGCAAGGAGGAGAUGCGUCGUUUGGCCAUAAGGGUCGAGCGCUGGGUCAAGUCUCGCUUGGGCGAUGCCAUUGGUUUGGAAUUCAACAAGCUAGGGUCUGGACGGGGGGGUUCGGUUUCUCCUGAGGGUGGCGAGAAGCCAGCCACAGAAAAGGACCUUUGGGACCGGGUCUGGAAUGCCUUCAUUAGUAUUGUCAAGGAGGCUGAGACGAGAUUUGCCGAGAGAGCCAAGAGCUUCGAGGCCAGCCCGGAGGAGGUCGAGGUCGGUCUUUGGCGACUACGGCGCAAGAGUUGGGUCGCCCUGAGGGAGAAGAUCGAAGAAGAGGUGAUGGAAAGUAACAUCCUCAUGAAACUCCGCGAAAAUUUCGAGGACAAGUUCCGGUACGACGAAGAUGGCGUCCCGAGAAUUUGGCGCCCGACAGAUGACAUUGAAGGGAUUUAUACCAAGGCACGCGAGUCAACCUUGGGCCUCGUUCCUCUGCUGUCGCGGUUUAGACUGUCGGAGACGUAUGCGCCACCAGACCUUCCAGCUUUCAUCGGGGUCCAGCCUGCUGGCGUUGAGCCCGAAGACGAAGAAGACCUCUUGCCCAUUGGCGGCAUCGACGAGGAGGAAGGCAAAAGUCUCGAAGAGGAGACGACCGUUCUCAGUGAAAGUAAGCGGCAAGACCUGGUGGUGAGGUUUAAGAAAAUGGCCGAUGGAGUCUAUGUUGAAGCCAAGCGAAGUGCCAUUGGCGGGAUUACCCAGGUGCCCUUGUACUUCUAUGUUAUUUUGCUGAUUCUUGGGUGGAAUGAGAUUCUCAUGGUUCUGCGAAACCCUUUCCUCAUCUUGCUUAUUCUUGUCAUGGGCGGCGGUACCUAUAUCGCCUACUCGCUCAACCUUCUUGGGCCCAUGAUGCAGAUGAGCAACGCUGCCUUCAACCAGGCUGUUGACAUUGGCAAGGACAGGCUGCGCGACUUCUUGGUGAACAACGAGACAGCUAGACAGGCGCUUGCUGUUCCCGCACGGCAGAUGGGUGCCGAUAUUAGCCUGGACCGGCUGGAUAGCCGGGGUAAGAAGGCACAGGAUAUUUCAGACGAUGAUGACAUUUAGAGAUGGUUCAGCGGACGGAGCAAUUGGUUGGGGGAAUCGGGACCAUGAAGGUUACCUACAUGGCUUGGUUGUUCUGGUUGUUUGUUAUAUGCAGUCUUGUUGUCGUCUAAGAAGCGUUGUGCGUAGAAGCGGAUGCGGCAGGGUCAGCUGGUCAUGAUUUCAUGAUUAUGGUCCGCGACAGGAUCUCUAUGUAUAAAGUACUCAGAACUCCUUUGAACUCCGGUUUGCCCUGUUUCCCAGUGUAUUUCCAACCUUGAUCCUUAUAAUCUCAAAACGCCUCCAGC
Podospora pseudopauciseta is the source of this 3265-nucleotide messenger RNA. It is a transcript of the gene SEY1, whose product is annotated as Dynamin-like GTPase that mediates homotypic ER fusion. Gene Ontology annotation, molecular function: GTP binding; GTPase activity. Gene Ontology annotation, biological process: endoplasmic reticulum membrane fusion. The record is from RefSeq and is a predicted model, not a curated record. Bases 423 to 2981 code for a protein of 852 amino acids. Gene Ontology annotation, cellular component: endoplasmic reticulum. The transcript has 4 exons. Lineage: Eukaryota; Fungi; Ascomycota; Sordariomycetes; Sordariales; Podosporaceae.